Messenger RNA from Protobothrops mucrosquamatus (brown spotted pit viper), 2854 nucleotides. It is a transcript of the gene RHBDF1, whose product is annotated as rhomboid 5 homolog 1. Gene Ontology annotation, cellular component: endoplasmic reticulum membrane. The record is from RefSeq and is a predicted model, not a curated record. Gene Ontology annotation, molecular function: serine-type endopeptidase activity. NCBI's taxonomy places the organism in Eukaryota, Metazoa, Chordata, Lepidosauria, Squamata, Viperidae. The transcript is spliced from 17 exons. Gene Ontology annotation, biological process: regulation of epidermal growth factor receptor signaling pathway; regulation of protein secretion. The coding region runs from base 1 to 2574 and encodes 857 amino acids.
AUGGCUGAGGGCCUCCCGGACAGCUCCAGCAGCUUGCAGAGGAAGAAGCCUCCUUGGCUGAAACUGGACAUUCCAGUGGCCCCGCUCUUGGCUGCAGCAGAGGAACCAGCCUCACUCCAGCCCUUGAGGCGCCAGGCCUUCUUCCGAAGUGUCAGCAUGCCUGCGGAGAACAGCCUCUUUCCUGCUGCCUACAGCGAGGCACGGCGGCCUGUCCUGCAGCGACAGACGUCCAUCACCCAGACCAUCCGGAGGAGCACAGCAGACUGGUUUGGGGUCAGCAAGGGGAGCGAUGCCCCUCAGAAGUGGCAACGGAAGAGCUUGCGCCACUGCAGCCUGCGCUACGGAAAGCUGAAGCCACAGGCCCUCCGCGAAAUGGACCUUCCGAGCCAGGACAACAUAUCUCUGGCCAGCACGGAGACCCCCCCGCCACUCUAUCUGCCCCCUUGCCCGCCUGGCAUGCAGAGAAUAAUCGACCCCCUGGCCCGUGGACGGGCCUUCCGAGUGGCCGAGGAUUGCGAUGGCUGCAGCGUGCCCCCCACCCCAGCCACGCCUGGAGCAGCCUCACUGUGCUCCUUCACCAGCUCACGCUCUGGCUUCGGUCGCUGGCCUCGGCGGCGGAAGAGGGAGUCAGUGGCUAAGAUGAGCUUCAGAGCAGCAGCAGCGCUAGUGAAGGGCCGUUCUGUGAGAGAUGGCACCCUGCGCAGGACGCGACAGCGCAGCUUCACUCCGGCCAGCUUCCUGGAGGAAGACUUCACCGUGGAGUUCCCAGAUGAGCUGGACACCUCCUUCUUUGCCAGGGAAGGGCUCCUGCCAGAAGAGCCGUCCAUAUAUCCUGAUGAGGUUUUUGAGACCCCCUCUGAAGCAGCCCUCAGGGUCCCUGAGGCGAAGAUGCUGCAGGUUCAGCCAGCCCUCACAGGGGGGGCUCUGGACCGGAACGAGCUAGAGAGAAGCCACCUGCUCUUCCCCCUGGAGCGUGGCUGGCGGAAACAGAAAGAGGGGGCUUCAGUGCAACCAAAGGUCCGUCUGCGGCAAGAGGUGGUCAGCUUAGGCCUCCAGCGGCGUGGCCAGCGCAUCACCGUUCCUGUCCGCAAACUCUUUUCCAAAGAGAAGCGUCCCUACGGCUUAGGCAUGGUGGGCCGGCUGACCAACCGGACGUACCGCAAGCGCAUCGAUAGCUUUGUGAAGCAGCAGAUUGAGGACAUGGAUGACCACCGGCCGUUCUUCACCUACUGGGUCACCUUCGUGCAUUCACUCAUCACCAUCCUGGCCGUCUCCAUCUACGGGAUUGCUCCUGUGGGGUUUUCGCAGCACGAGACAGUGGACUCGGUCCUGAGAAAUCGGGGGAUAUAUGAGAACGUGAAAUACGUCCAGCAAGAGAAUUUCUGGAUAGGGCCCAGCUCGGAAGCUCUCAUCCAUCUGGGAGCAAAGUUCGCCCCUUGCAUGCGACAGGACCAGCAGGUGCACAGUUUCAUCCACGCAGCCCGUGAGAAAGAGAAGCACUCCGCCUGCUGUGUGCGCAACGACAAGUCAGGAUGUGUGCAGACGGCUGAGGAGGAGUGUUCCUCCACUUUGGCCGUGUGGGUGAAGUGGCCAAGUCACCCGAGCACUCCUUUGCUGGCAGGGGGCAGGAGGAAGUUUGGCUCUGUGUGUCACCAAGACCCCAGGGUGUGUGAGCAGCCAGCAUCCAUGGACCCUCAUGAGUGGCCUGAUGACAUCACCAAAUGGCCUAUCUGUACCAACAACAGUGCUGGGAACCACACCAACCACUUGCACAUGGACUGUGUGAUCACCGGGCGGCCCUGCUGUAUUGGCAUCAAGGGAAGGUGUGAGAUCACCUCACGGGAAUACUGCACCUUCAUGCAUGGUUACUUCCAUGAAGAGGCCACACUUUGCUCCCAGGUGCACUGCAUGGAUGACAUCUGUGGCCUCCUCCCCUUCCUCAACCCCGAGGUGCCAGAUCAGGUCUACCGCCUGUGGCUGUCGCUGUUCCUUCAUGCAGGGAUCCUGCACUGCCUUGUGUCUGUAUGCUUCCAGAUGACCAUCUUGCGUGACUUGGAGAAGCUGGCUGGCUGGCACCGCAUUUCCCUGAUCUACUUAUUUAGCGGCAUCACAGGGAACCUGGCCAGCGCUGUUUUCCUCCCCUACCGGGCUGAGGUUGGCCCAGCAGGCUCCCAGUUUGGCAUCUUGGCCUGCCUCUUUGUGGAGCUUUUCCAGAGUUGGCAGAUCCUGGCUCGACCCUGGAGGGCCUUCUUCAAACUACUGGUGAUCGUGCUGUUCCUGUUUGCCUUCGGCCUCCUUCCCUGGAUAGAUAACUUUGCUCACAUCUGUGGCUUUAUCAGUGGCCUCUUCCUGUCCUUCGCCUUCCUCCCAUACAUCAGCUUUGGCAAAUUGGACCUGUACCGAAAGCGGUGUCAGAUCAUUAUCUUCCAGUUGGUCUUCGUGGGGCUCCUCUCCGGACUGGUGGUGCUGUUUUACUUCUACCCCAUUCGCUGCCAGUGGUGUGAGGUCCUCACCUGCCUUCCCUUCACUGACAAUUUCUGCGAGAAAUAUGGCCUGGAUGCCCAGCUCCACUGAGCGUGCAGGGGCACCGUCAUUGGCUGCCUUGGGCAAAGCUGGCCUGGUGCUACUUGCCAGACUGCCAGCCAACUUAAAAUUCCGUUCAUCCCUGUGCUGCCUUAUCUUGGAGACUGGAACUUUUUCAGCACACAGAAAGUUGGUGCCUUGUUCAAUUUUACUGAACCUUUUUUGUUGCCACAUUUUUAUUAUGCUAGUUUCACAGUGACCCUUUUCAUGAGAUUUGUUGUUACCCUGGUGGUGAUUAAAAAUGAAGGUAGCGUUUUAGCUACAUUUCCAU